GUCUGGAGCGGUCCGGGUGAGUGUGUCGAAACUUGAUGGCUUCUACAGGGAGGCAGGCCUCUGAUACAGACAACAUUUUUGGAUUCUUCAGUGAUGGCCACCCCCCCGCCAAAAAGCCCAGGAAGCUGCUUCCAAGCUUAAAAAGUAAGAAGCCUCAGGAGCUUGUGCUGGUGAUUGGGACAGGCAUAAGUGCCGCGGUGGCCCCUCAGGUUCCAGCCCUGAAGUCCUGGAAGGGCUUAAUUCAGGCCUUACUGGAUGCUGCCAUUGAUUUUGAUCUUCUAGAAGAUGAGGAGAGCAAAAAAUUUCAGAAAUGUCUCCACGAAGACAAGAAUCUUGUUCAUGUUGCCCACGACCUUAUUCAGAAGCUGUCUCCUCGUACUAGUAAUGUUCGAUCCACGUUUUUUAAGGACUGUUUAUAUGAAGUAUUUGAUAACUUGGAGUCAAAGAUUGAAGACUCUGGAAAACAGCUGCUUCAGUCAGUUCUCCAACUGAUGGAAAAUGGAGCCCUGGUACUGACGACGAAUUUUGACAAUCUCCUGGAGCUGUACGCAGCCGAUCAGGGGAAACAGCUGGAAUCCCUUGACCUUACUGACGAAAAAAAGGUCCUGGAGUGGGCGCAGGAGAAGCGGAAGCUGAGCGUGUUACACAUCCAUGGGGUCUACACCAACCCCAGUGGCAUCGUCCUCCAUCCCGCUGGGUAUCAGAAUGUGCUCAGGAACGCUGAGGUCAUGAGAGAGAUUCAGAAACUCUAUGAGAACAAGUCAUUUCUCUUCCUGGGCUGUGGCCAGACCGUGGAUGACACCACUUUCCAAGCCCUGUUUCUGGAGGCCGUCAAGCAUAAAUCUGACUUGGAACAUUUCAUGCUGGUUCGGAAAGGAGAUGUAGAUGAGUUCAAGAAGCUUCGAGAAAACAUGCUGGACAAAGGGAUUAAGGUCAUCUCGUAUGGCAAUGAGUAUGCUGAUCUUCCAGAAUACUUCAAGCAGCUCACCUGCGAGAUCUCCACAAGGGGCAGAUCAGGGACGGCGAGAGAAGGUCAGCUAAAUGGUUCGUCCGCAGCACACAGUGAAGUAAGAGACCGUAGCACAUGAGAGGGCUCCAGAAGUCACCGCCGUUAGACCAAGCUCAGAGGCCCUGUCAUGGACAGUGUUUAACAGUAAACUUACAAGAACCCAGUACAGCUCCUGGAAGAAGCAAAUCCCAGGAAUUGAAGGCUGGGGCUUUGGACUGUAAGCGGGGAGAGGACAUUCCAACAGCCCUUCCUGCAGCCAGUUCUUGGGCUGUUUUGUCC
Molecule: messenger RNA, 1288 nt
Organism: Phyllostomus hastatus (greater spear-nosed bat)
Lineage: Eukaryota; Metazoa; Chordata; Mammalia; Chiroptera; Phyllostomidae
Gene: SIRAL1
Product: family with sequence similarity 118 member B
Source: RefSeq, a predicted model, not a curated record